AUGGAUCUGCUUGGCCCCUUUCCGACGUCGACGUACGGGAACAAGUGGAUAGCGGUGGCAACAGACUACCUGACACGCUACGCCGAGACAACGCCAUUACCGUCCGGCAGUGCAACCGAGGUCGCUAGCUUCCUCGUGAACAUCGUGCUCCGUCAUGACGCACCCGAGGUCCUUAUCACCGACAGAGGUACGAUAUUCAAUGCAGACCUCACGCAGCAGAUCCUACGCUUGAGCCACACUAUGCAUCGUCGAACCACGGCCUACCACCCGCAGACAAACGGCCUCACAGAGCGUUUGAAGAAGACACUCGCCGACAUGCUCGCUAUGUACGCCGACGUCGAGCACAAGACUUCUGACGAAAUUCUCCCCCCUGUAGCGACCAUACUGGAUGCGAUGCUGCCGCACGUCGCCCACGAGAGCAUCCACGCUGACGUCGCCGGCUUCCUUCAACGCGCCGAGGAAGUCCGCCAGCUCGCUCGAACGCGCGUCAAAGAGCAGCAGCACACUGACGCCCGAUUCUACAACCUCCGACGACGACACCUAGAGUACGCACCCGGUGAUAGCGUUAUGGUUUGGACACUGAUUGGCCGCCGGGGGCUGACGGAGAAGCUCCUGCGCUACAAGAUAACCCGACGACUCGGGCCACUAGUCCACGAAAUUGUCCCUGAUGGUGUCACACAAUCGCAAGUCCGCGCCGUACGCCUCAAGAAGUUCUUUGAACGUUAG
Rhipicephalus sanguineus (brown dog tick) is the source of this 726-nucleotide messenger RNA. RefSeq lists its product as uncharacterized. The transcript has 2 exons. NCBI's taxonomy places the organism in Eukaryota, Metazoa, Arthropoda, Arachnida, Ixodida, Ixodidae. The coding region runs from base 1 to 726 and encodes 241 amino acids. Gene Ontology annotation, biological process: DNA integration. The record is from RefSeq and is a predicted model, not a curated record. Gene Ontology annotation, molecular function: nucleic acid binding.